Diaporthe amygdali is the source of this 1566-nucleotide messenger RNA. RefSeq names its product homoserine O-acetyltransferase. The transcript has a single exon. Gene Ontology annotation, biological process: L-homoserine metabolic process. The coding region runs from base 1 to 1566 and encodes 521 amino acids. Lineage: Eukaryota; Fungi; Ascomycota; Sordariomycetes; Diaporthales; Diaporthaceae. Gene Ontology annotation, molecular function: homoserine O-acetyltransferase activity; L-serine O-acetyltransferase activity. The record is from RefSeq and is a predicted model, not a curated record.
AUGGCCGCCAUGAAGCAUCAAAAAUGCAUCGCCACGGCCCUGCGCCAGCUCACAACGACCAGUGCUGGUAAAGGCACUCGCCCUGGGGGCCCACGACUUCCAGCUCACGCCGCAAUUUGUCGCAACCCAACCUCACGACCGACUCCUUUGUCGCAGAGAUGUCUUCACACGAGCCCUGCCCGCCGCAGCGGCGCCUCCAAUCCCGCCAUGUCGUUCCCCUGCCUUGACGCCGUUGAGAGUCGAUCCGCAACCCUCGAGGCCCGCACCACCUCGAGUGGCCCCGAGCCAACCUAUACCGUCGGCGAGACCCUUAAAUACCACUGCGAAAAGCCCCUGCUCCUCGACUGGGGCGGGGUUCUGCCCGAGUUCGACAUAGCAUACGAGGCAUGGGGAACUAUGAACGAGGACAAAUCCAAUGUCGUCUUGCUGCACACGGGCCUGUCUGCGUCAUCCCACGCGCACUCGACCGAGCUGAACCCCCAGCCCGGAUGGUGGGAGAAGUUCAUAGGACCGGGAAAGGCACUAGAUACCGACAAAUACUUUGUCAUCUGCACCAAUGUGCUGGGCGGCUGCUACGGUUCAACGGGGCCCAGCAGCAUAGAUCCUGCCGACGGUCAGAACUAUGCUACGCGCUUUCCCAUAUUGACAAUUGAAGAUAUGGUCAGGGCUCAGUUCAGGCUGCUGGAUGGGCUAGGUGUCGAGAAGCUGCACGCCAGCGUCGGCUCGAGCAUGGGCGGUAUGCAGUCCCUCGCAGCCGGCGUGCUGUUCCCCGACCGGGUCAGCAGGAUCGUCUCCAUCAGCGGGUGUGCCCGAAGCCACCCUUACAGUAUAGCCAUGCGUCACACCCAGCGGCAAGUCCUCAUGAUGGACCCCAACUGGAACAGAGGCUAUUACUACGGCAAGGUGCCUCCGCACCACGGCAUGAAGCUUGCCCGAGAGAUCGCAACCGUCACAUACCGAUCCGGCCCCGAGUGGGAGCAGAGGUUUGGCCGGAGGAGGGCGGACCCAAGCAAGCCGCCGGCCUUGUGCCCAGAUUUCCUGAUUGAGACGUACCUGGACCACGCCGGUGAAAAGUUCAACCUGACCUACGACGCCAACAGCCUGCUGUACGUGAGCAAGGCCAUGGAUCUGUUCGAUCUGGGCCGCGAGAACAGGGCCCGCACGAUUGCCCGACGCGCCGAGCGGGAAAAUGAGUUCGCGUCUGGCGCCUCGUCAGGGUUCGAAGCCAGCUGCAGCCUGACGCUGCCUGACCUCCCGUACGAGGAGCAACCCGGAACCAGCGAGGGCACCGUAGACGUCCAGGAAGCGAUGAGCGCGAAGCCGCCCGCUGACCUAGUGUCUGGUCUUGCUCCGCUCAGAGACCACCCCACGCUUGUUAUGGGCGUUGCUAGUGAUAUUCUGUUCCCUGCGUGGCAGCAGAGGGAGAUUGCUGAGACGCUCAGGUACGCUGGCAACAGGAAGGUUACACAUGUCGAGCUGAGUGAGGAGCAAAGUCUGUUUGGCCAUGAUACAUUCUUGUUGGACCUGAAAAAUAUUGGCGGAAACUUGAAGAACUUCUUGGGUUGA